CGCCCAAAACUUUUUGCUUCAUUGUUCUCUUCAAUCAUCACAAAAUGGAACAAGUCUUUUUCCUUUCUCUCUUUUGCCUAAUCUGUGGAGCUCUUGCUUCCUCUGGGACUGAGACUUUCUACUCUCUUUCUGCUAAGGACAUUACUGGGAAAAUGAUUGGCUUUGAGAGAUACAGUGGAAAAAUUGUUCUUGUUGUUAAUGUUGCCAGCGAGUGCGGCUAUACAGACUACAAUUAUAUCCAACUCAACCAGCUCCAAUUAAGAUACGGAGAAGAGUCCUUGGCUAUUUUAGCUUUUCCUUGCAAUCAGUUCGGAGCUCAAGAACCAGCGAAAGACUCCGAAAUCAAUUCAAUGAUACGCUACAAGUACAAGCCUCAGUUUCCUCUGUUUUCGAAAGUUAACGUCACUGGAGAGAGUCAAUCUGAAGUUUACCGGUUUCUAAUUAAUUCCACAAAUGGUUUGGAGCCGAAAUGGAAUUUUUGCAAGUAUCUGCUCGAUCGCGACGGACUUGUAGUCCAGUUCUUUGAUCAAGGGAAGACAUUUGAUAAGAUUUACGACUCGAUUGACGGACUUUUGUAUCGAAAAAGACGGGAACUUUGAGGGCGAGGAAGAAGAAGGUUUGAAACUGAUCAUAAUACUCUUAUUAGUAUAAUAAUAAUAAUAGUAACGAUGAUUUUUGUGAUAUUAUGUGUUUUGUGAUUUGUUAUUAUGAUUCAAAGAUCCAAUUUUGAUUCAAAU
Molecule: messenger RNA, 737 nt
Organism: Amphimedon queenslandica
Lineage: Eukaryota; Metazoa; Porifera; Demospongiae; Haplosclerida; Niphatidae
Product: glutathione peroxidase 7-like
Exons: 2
Coding region: 45-599 (184 amino acids)
Biological process (GO): response to oxidative stress
Molecular function (GO): peroxidase activity
Source: RefSeq, a predicted model, not a curated record